UAGUUUUUUUUAAAAAAAAACAUCUCAAUAUUAUGUCUCUGACUUCUGCUCGUCCGAAACAGAAGAUCUAAUCAUUUGCAAUCUAAACUCUUAAUUACUCAUCAAGCUCCUUCUCUUUCUAAUAAAUCACAUACAACAUUCAGUGAAAAGUUCAGAUUUUGAGAUAUACACCUCAAUUACUAGAGGAAAAAUGUCCGGAGUGUCUAUGGCGAUGGCACCACGGUCGGAGCCAGACCAAACGGCGACCACAGCCACAGAAUCCCACAAGAGGAGGCUCAAUGAGGAACUGGAACAGCCGGUAACAGGUGGCGUAAUGGGUUCACUGCGCAUCAUAGAGCUUCAACUCGUGGCCUUCAUUAUGGUGUUUUCAGUAAGUGGCCUGGUGCCACUGGUGGAGUUGGUGUUCCCAGCUUUGGCAAGCGCUUACCUCUUGGCACUGUCCAGGCUAGCGUUCCCCACGCACACUGGUCACGUGACAACAACCUCAGAAGAGCUGUUCCACGGUAGCAAAAUGUUCAGAGUGUACGUGAUCAUGGGAACACUCAUUGGGCUGUUCUUGCCUUUGGGUUACGUGUUGGGAGGUUUCGCUAGAGGGGAUGACCACGCCGUACGCUCCGCCACGCCGCACUUGUUCUUGUUGUCGUUUCAGAUUUUGACAGAGAACAUAAUAAGUGGACUGUCUUUGUUUUCUCCGCCGGUUCGAGCUUUGGUUCCGCUGCUUUAUACGGUUCGGAGGAUCUUUGUCAUUCUUGACUGGACUAAAGAUGUUUGGAUCCACAAAAGCUUACCUGCAAAUGCUCCUUUCAAGGAUGUGGGCUGGUUCUGGUUUGGGAGAAGCUUAGCAGUGGUGAAUUUGGGGUACUUUGCCAUAAAUCUGUUUGUCUUUCUAAUUCCAAGAUUUCUGCCCAGGGCCUUUGAAAGGUAUUUCAGUGAAAGAGAUGAAGUUCAUGCCAAGAUAGCACAGGAUAAACGCUUUGCAGCCUUUAAUAGAACUCAACCAUAUCUGGAUAGGAAAAAUAUAUAAACCAGAUUAUUCAUUCUUCAUUUUAUAUACAUUUUCACUUUGUUGUCUUUUAUUCCUUAUGUUUGUUUGGGUUUUUUUUUUUUUCUUUCUAUAUGUAAUAAUAUCAUGUACAAAAUUUUGGUUGUGGUAGAGAAAGGCUGUA
Molecule: messenger RNA, 1166 nt
Organism: Cannabis sativa
Lineage: Eukaryota; Viridiplantae; Streptophyta; Magnoliopsida; Rosales; Cannabaceae
Exons: 3
Coding region: 191-1024 (277 amino acids)
Source: RefSeq, a predicted model, not a curated record